Molecule: messenger RNA, 1748 nt
Organism: Acanthisitta chloris (rifleman)
Lineage: Eukaryota; Metazoa; Chordata; Aves; Passeriformes; Acanthisittidae
Gene: TLE3
Product: transducin-like enhancer of split 3
Exons: 14
Biological process (GO): regulation of DNA-templated transcription; negative regulation of canonical Wnt signaling pathway
Cellular component (GO): transcription regulator complex; nucleus
Molecular function (GO): transcription corepressor activity; protein binding
Source: RefSeq, a predicted model, not a curated record
AGAAGAACCACCACGACCUGGACCACAGAGAGCGAGACUCAAGUGCAAAUAACUCUGUUUCUCCCUCGGAGAGCCUGAGAGCCAGCGAGAAGCACAGGAGCUCCACCGACUACAGCAUCGACUCCAAGAAGAGGAAAGCGGAGGAGAAGGACAGCAUGAGUCGAUAUGACAGCGAUGGUGACAAGAGCGAUGACCUGGUGGUUGACGUCUCAAAUGAGGACCCUGCCACCCCCCGGGUCAGCCCAGCCCACUCCCCCCCAGAGAACGGCCUGGACAAAGCUCGUGGGCUGAAGAAGGGGGAUGCACCCAACAGCCCUGCCUCGGUGGCCUCCUCCAGCAGCACUCCCUCCUCCAAGACUAAAGACCUGGGUCAUAACGACAAAGCGUCGACGCCUGGGCUGAAGUCCAACACUCCGACACCGCGGAACGACGCUCCCACCCCAGGGACCAGCAGCACCCCAGGGCUGCGGCCGAUGCCUGGCAAGCCCACAGGCAUGGACCCCUUGGCCUCAGCCCUGCGGACGCCGAUCUCCAUCGCGGGGUCGUACGCAGCACCGUUCGCCAUGAUGGGGCACCAUGAGAUGAAUGGGUCCCUGACCAGCCCCGGGGCCUACGCGGGGCUGCACAACAUCCCUCCCCAGAUGAGUGCUGCUGCUGCCGCCGCCGCUGCCUACGGCCGGUCACCAAUGGUUGGUUUUGACCCACACCCACCCAUGAGAGCCCCUGGGCUGCCCUCCAGCCUGGCAUCCAUCCCUGGAGGGAAACCAGCCUACUCGUUCCACGUGAGCGCGGACGGGCAGAUGCAGCCGGUGCCGUUCCCACACGACGCGCUGGCAGGGCCUGGCAUCCCACGCCACGCGCGCCAGAUCAACACGCUGAGCCACGGCGAGGUGGUGUGCGCCGUCACCAUCAGCAACCCCACGCGCCAUGUCUACACCGGUGGCAAGGGCUGCGUCAAGAUCUGGGACAUCAGCCAGCCGGGCAGCAAGAGCCCCAUCUCCCAGCUUGACUGCCUGAACAGGGAUAACUACAUCCGCUCGUGCAAGCUGCUCCCGGAUGGGCGCACGCUGAUCGUGGGUGGCGAGGCCAGCACCCUCACCAUCUGGGACCUGGCGUCCCCCACCCCUCGCAUCAAGGCUGAGCUCACCUCCUCUGCCCCUGCCUGCUAUGCCCUGGCCAUCAGCCCCGACGCCAAAGUCUGCUUCUCCUGCUGCAGCGACGGCAACAUCGCCGUCUGGGACCUGCACAACCAGACCCUUGUCAGGCAAUUCCAAGGGCACACAGACGGUGCCAGCUGCAUAGACAUCUCCCACGACGGUACCAAGCUGUGGACGGGAGGGUUGGACAACACCGUGCGCUCCUGGGACCUGAGGGAGGGAAGGCAGCUCCAGCAGCACGACUUCACCUCCCAGAUCUUCUCUCUGGGGUACUGCCCAACGGGGGAGUGGCUGGCAGUGGGCAUGGAGAGCAGCAAUGUGGAGGUGCUGCACCACACCAAACCUGACAAGUACCAACUGCACCUCCAUGAGAGCUGUGUCCUCUCCCUCAAGUUUGCCUACUGUGGGAAAUGGUUUGUGAGCACUGGGAAAGACAACCUGCUCAACGCCUGGAGGACACCCUAUGGAGCAAGCAUCUUCCAGUCGAAGGAAUCCUCAUCUGUGUUGAGUUGUGACAUCUCAGCAGAUGACAAGUACAUCGUCACGGGCUCUGGGGACAAGAAGGCCACAGUCUACGAGGUGAUCUACUAA